AAGUAAAUAUAUUAUUAAUAGAGUACAGGGGUACUCUAAACCCAUUACAUUACUAAUACAUAAAGUUCCAUUCAUAGCAAAAGCUCCCAGAAAUAUGACCGGGGCCUACAACAACAGAAAGUCAUUAAUCACAGGUUUUUCAAAGCAUUUACCUGCCUUUAGGGGCAUGGAUCCAUCAUACUUCUACCGGGGUCAAACCUUCUUCCAUGAUAUCCAUUGUGUGCUAAAUAAUCUCAAACUCGUUGCUGCACUCUCAUGUAGCCUUCUUUUGGUUAACGCCAUUUGUCUUGCACAAGAUGUGGCCAUCCUUUACCGUCACCCACGGCACCUUGACCACAGUCUAACCCUCCAUGUGAUGCCUUCAUCCGUGCUAGCCACAUUCAAGUGCAAGGCUUGUGAGGAUUCCAGCACUGGAUUCUACUAUAAUGCUGCUGCUGAUGUAAAUCAAAGUGUAAACCGGGUUGAAAGUUUUCAUAGUCCUACACAGAAUCUGAAAAAUGGUCAGACUCAUGAGUUCUUUGGGAGUGCACUGAAUUCCGGAGGACUAAAAGAUGAUGCAGAUAAAUCAAGUCUGCUUUCGCCUGUAAGCUAUCAGAAUAGUGAUGGAUGUUUUUUAAUUGAUUUAGCAGGGUCACAUUCAAGUUUUGAUCGUAUUAAUAGAGCAGCGAGGCAGGGAAGUCCUUCGAACAUAAAUGCUCAUCCUCAUGGGAAAGAAGCAAUCAGGGCUCAGAACAGUGCAAUGCUUGACAGGAUUACAAGCAAUUUGCAUGAAACCAAACAAGAAUUUAGUCAUGCAAGGAGGGAUUUUGGUUUUCAAGAAAAUGAUCCGAGGUUUGGGCUGAAAGAAGCAUUCUUGGCCGGGAACAGCUUUGGCAUGGGAAGAGAAAUGAGCUAGAGAGAUGGAAAGAAAACAAAUGAAUCCAGGAGGAUGUCAUCAAGCAAUAGAGAUAGGAGCAAUCAAUCAGAAAGUGUAAGGACUUCCUUUGACUUUCCCUUAAAUGUUUACAUAUUUGAUCUCUCCUGCAUCUUUUGAGGACUAAUAAUGUCUAGAAAUGACA
Rubroshorea leprosula is the source of this 1058-nucleotide messenger RNA. The record is from the annotation of a GenBank genome assembly. NCBI's taxonomy places the organism in Eukaryota, Viridiplantae, Streptophyta, Magnoliopsida, Malvales, Dipterocarpaceae.